GGAGCAACCAGGCAUGGCCAGCCCGGCCGCAAUUGACGGUGUCGCAGCGUCGGCGCUCCGCUCGGUGCUGCAGCGCGUCCAGCAGGCAGCCGAAAAAUCAGCGCGUAAAGCCCAGGACAUCCGAGUGGUGGCGGUGAGCAAGACGAAACCAGUCUCCCUUCUCCGCCAAGUGUACGACGCCGGCCAUCGCUGUUUCGGCGAAAACUACGUCCAAGAAAUCGUCGAGAAAGCUCCUCAGCUUCCGGAGGACAUUGAGUGGCAUUUCAUUGGGAAUUUGCAGAGCAAUAAAGUAAAACCCCUUCUAACUGGAGUACCAAACCUUGUAACGGUAGAGAGUGUGGACGAUGAGAAGAUUGCUAAUCGUCUUGAUCACGUGGUUGGUAGCAUCGGGAGAAAGCCUUUGAAGGUCUUACUCCAAGUGAACACCAGUGGAGAAGAAUCAAAAUUUGGUGUUGAGCCCUCUGGAUGUGUGGAGCUCGCAAAGCAUGUAACUUCGGGUUGUCCAAACCUUGAGUUUUGUGGUCUAAUGACAAUUGGGAUGCUAGAUUAUACUUCUACACCGGAAAACUUUAAGACUUUGGCGAACUGCAGAACUGAGGUUUGCAAGGCACUCAGAAUAUCAGAGGAGCAAUGUGAGCUUUCAAUGGGCAUGUCUUCGGAUUUUGAGCUAGCUAUCGAAAUGGGCAGCACAAACGUGAGAAUUGGAUCGACAAUAUUUGGGCCGAGAGAAUAUCCAAAGAAACAAUGAAAUUAGCUGGACUAAUUUGAUUCAUGUUCUUGUAAUUUUGUGCUAUGAUUUUGGAAAAUUGUAGUGAGAGUUCAAUGCCAUUUGAAGGCUGGACAUGCAAAACUCUGUUUCUUUAGAACUUGUUUAUGAUCAGAAACGUUCAUAUUAUAAAUUCUGUUGUAUACCGACGUUCUUUCUGAAUUUGGUGGAAAAUGGCAAUGAAUCUGUUCGCGUUGUUCUA
Pyrus x bretschneideri (Chinese white pear) is the source of this 968-nucleotide messenger RNA. RefSeq names its product pyridoxal phosphate homeostasis protein-like. Gene Ontology annotation, molecular function: pyridoxal phosphate binding. The coding region runs from base 14 to 748 and encodes 244 amino acids. Gene Ontology annotation, cellular component: intracellular anatomical structure. NCBI's taxonomy places the organism in Eukaryota, Viridiplantae, Streptophyta, Magnoliopsida, Rosales, Rosaceae. The transcript is spliced from 7 exons. The record is from RefSeq and is a predicted model, not a curated record.